Molecule: messenger RNA, 1411 nt
Organism: Cynara cardunculus var. scolymus (artichoke)
Lineage: Eukaryota; Viridiplantae; Streptophyta; Magnoliopsida; Asterales; Asteraceae
Exons: 3
Coding region: 223-951 (242 amino acids)
Source: RefSeq, a predicted model, not a curated record
AAAAUAAGAUUUCUUUUUUCUUUCUUUUGGUUUCUGGAGAAAUCUAGAGGAAGAGAGAGACCCCUACGCGCUUCAAAAUAAAUCUCAAUCAUCUAACAGACUCCAAAACCCAAAAGUUAUCCAAAUUGUGUGUUUGAUCGUAUAAUCAAAAUCAUCACCUAUUUCAUCGGAGCUGCAGAUUGUGUUAGGGUUUUGGUAAAGGAUCAUCUGCCCUAUUAUACAAUGGAGGAAGCCUAUUUUCCGCCCAAGUUGAAGAGGAAAGAUCUUGAUGAAGUUAACGAUGACUUCUGCGACUUCUCUCUUUCUUCACCGGCUAGGAAAAUCCGUCGUUUGGAUGCUGAAUUGCCCCCAAUAAUCGAGGAAGAAGAAACGGUGAAUCCGGUGGUAUUUGGACAACCGCCUCCCUCUCGAGACAAUUUUGUAGAACAAGUGGUGAGUGGUAGUCCCAUAGCAAUUCAUGAGCUGAGUGGUAGUCUGCCGGAAAAUGAAGAGAGGGCUAUCGUUCUGUUUGAUCCCUUGAAUAACAUGCUCCCGUUGCAACCUCACGCACCCUUCUCUUUUUCUGUUAAUUCAGACUUCCUUUCAGGUUAUAAAAGUCCAGUCUUAUGGUCAAACCAGUCCAACCUACUUAAAUCACUAGUUGGUAAACAAGAGAAGCCUGCCAACAACUCUGAGCUGAAUAGCGGAAGCCUGGCAGUUGUACCAUGGGUGCCAAAGCAAGCACUGGCAGAAGUGGAGGCCCCUCGUAUGGAAGUUGUAUCUGAGAUGAUGGAUGCGGAUGAUAUGGAAGCCACAACCAUGGAUAUCGAAGACAAUUACUCUGAAGAAAAACCCGGAGCUGUGUUUGGGUCAGUGAAUGGUGGUGAAGAAUGGCAACAACAUUGCAUGAUUCCUCAGCUUCCCCAUAACUUGUCAACACCAAUUGCUUGGUCAGCAGGUACAGGUGCGUAGGUUAGCUUACCUCACUUUAUGAUUCAUGCCACUUGGAUUGCGAGAAGGCUGGAAUUCAUGUUUUAGUUAGGAUCUGAGAUGGAGAGGAGAUAAAAUAGCCUGUUUUUGGAUGUAAAUAGUUCAUGUGGUAGAUGAAUGUUUGGACUGGAAAAGAGGUUUUUGUACUUUGCUUCUGCUUCAAGAAUCAAAAUUGGUAUUGUACAUUUCGUGAGACGAGUUUUGUAAGUCUCAAAAGAGACCGGAACCGGUUAUAUAGAGUAUCUGAUGUAAGGUGGCUCGGCUGGCAGGUUGGUAAAAGAAUUAGUGGCGUUCAGCUUGCAGAAUGGAAUUUGGUGGAAUUGAAAUUCGUCGGAGGAAUUUGAUUUUGAACGAACUGGAAUGAAAUUUGACCAUGCAUUUGGUUGGUAGGAAUUGGAAUGGAAUCUCUCAAAAGAACUAGAUUCUCUGUUAGUGGCAUGGU